AUGGAGCUGAUCGGUGGCAAUACAAUAGUAGUUCUGGAGGCUUCGAAGUUAUUUGAAUUGGGGGCUCACGUAGGGCGACAUGAUCUAAAGGUGAUACUGGUUGAGUUGCGGGUAGAGAACUGUGUUCCUCUUGGCACUGGUCAGGAGCCGCAAUCUGAGGACCGCGAUGUUGAAGAGGAACUGUACAUACCGUUGGCCUCACUUGAGCCUCAUCCCGACUCUGAUAGAUGGAUGAUCGAUGGCGAUACGAGUGGUUAUAAGCCUCCUGAGCCAGACUUCCCCGCCUGCUUCGGACUUCAAACCAACCGCUACAUGAACAGAGGCGUCCUUGCUGGCAACAUUGAGCACUUCUGUGAAGCUGCACAGGCUCGGGCACGACCAGAUUCUGGUUCUAAGUUCAUCUCGACCGUAUACAAUGGCGGCACACCCAACGAGGUCAUGCUUAUCAUCGACUACGAGACUCCAGAUAUUGACUACGAGAUUGGUAAAGAGGACUGUGUCUUUUAUCUCAAGGAAAUUGUGCUUGAUCGAUGUGAUAGUAGUUCCAAGGACAACCCAGGAAACUGGAAGGCUGGCGGAGUCGCCCACAAGGACAAGAUUAGAUGCAAGUUUAACUACGGAGGUGAUGGUGAUAACCGCGAGUGGACUGCAGAGAUGAAUGGAGGGUCUGAUGUUGAGGACAAAUGCAUCUCAGAAGCCAUUGAGAAGGCUGGGGGGCCCAAGGUGGCCUAUGAAAAGGCGGCUCCUCCUCCUCCUCCACCUAAGCCCUUUGAGCCCAAGUAUGACUGUCAGGGGAGUGGGUUGUGCGGUGGCCCCCUUCUGCAAGUGAAGCACUGCGACUAUGCCGUUAACAGAUUGCGCCGGAACCAAGCAGAUCCUACCUGGUACGGGACUCAGGAAGGGCGCCUCACCAGAAACUGUUGGGCCAAGUCAGACGGUAUCGGCAGCGGCGUCUUUCUUGAGGGCAGCGGCUGUGAGUUGAUUGGUGACGACAUCUGGGAGCACUACCAGAAGAUCCGGUCUUUGUGGAAGAAGUGCGGCAAGGUCGAGUACAAGGCGGGUUGCUUUGUCAAGAUUGACUAUGUGACGGGGUGCAACAACCACGAUUAG
Messenger RNA from Fusarium vanettenii 77-13-4, 1110 nucleotides. RefSeq lists its product as uncharacterized. The transcript is spliced from 5 exons. Lineage: Eukaryota; Fungi; Ascomycota; Sordariomycetes; Hypocreales; Nectriaceae. Bases 1 to 1110 code for a protein of 369 amino acids. The record is from RefSeq and is a predicted model, not a curated record.